Dicrocoelium dendriticum is the source of this 3121-nucleotide messenger RNA. The record is from the annotation of a GenBank genome assembly. Lineage: Eukaryota; Metazoa; Platyhelminthes; Trematoda; Plagiorchiida; Dicrocoeliidae.
CGGUCCUUGAGCUUAAACGCCGUACAGAAGAAGGCGAAACUGAUCUACACAUCGUAAAUUUUCGAGUAAUCAAGAAGGGUGCACGAACCCGUAUAAGUCGGUUGAUCAACCUCCAGGCACGUCCCGCGGUGCCUCUCAGGACCUCCGUGCUGCAUUCACAAACAUCUGUAGCCUUAUGAACAAACGGGAUGAGCUGUGUCGCUUCUUUGCCUCUGAGCGACCAGACGUCGUAGGACUGGCGGAGACAUGGCUAACUUCUGAGGUAAUGGCAGAGGAAGUCGAUCUCAGUGGUUACACAUGCUUUCGCUGCGAUAGAAUAUCAAAUCCUCGUGGUGGUGUCUUACUUUAUAUACGGUCUUCCCUGCGUGGGAGGCUAGUAAGCAUGUACCGAAGUGGAGAUGGACUGUGUGAACAGGUAUGGUGCUCGAUCAACCUCAGGCGCGGCAAGCUGACAGUAGGUGCAUUCUACCGUAGCCCUCUGAACCGCUCUUUAGAUUGGCUACCGCAUCUUCGGAACAACAUGAGUCGUCCAUGUUUUCUACUCAUGGGUGACUUCAAUUGUCCCCACAUUCAAUGGCCUGAACUCCAACUCAUGCCCGGGUGUUCUGAAGUCGAAUCAAAGUUUGUUGAUUUGUUGCUUGAAACUGGGGCAUCGCAACACAUAUGCCAACCUACGCGCAUGACGUCGCGUUCGAACCCAUCGUGCCUUGAUUUGAUGGUGACGAAUUGCGAACAGCGGUUGCAUGACAUACGAAUCCAGGAGCCCCUAGCUAAAAGCGACCAUUCCGUGCUGAUAGCCACUAUGGAACUGAACUUGCCGAGUGUAUCUCCGGUAGAACCAGCUUACAACUACUGGAAAACUGAUUUCGAUGGAUUAAAUCGAGCAGCGAUCCAAAUGGAUUGGUCUCUACCACAUGUUACAUCCGUGGAGGACGGUUGGACAGUAAUAAAGGAAGGAUUGGUUUCGCUUUGUUCUCAGUUUGUGCCGUUGAAAUUUCAGAAAGUCGGACCAAUGAAACCACACUGGUUCGACAAGGAAUAUGGUAGGCUGGCUCGGUUACGGCGAAGAAUGUGGGACGCAUUUCGCCUCUCUGGCUCCGCCACUGAUUACGAAGCAUAUAAAAGACAGCGAAAUAUUUGCAACAAAAUGAAAUUGAUAAAGCGCCGGACUUUCGAAGAAAAGCUUGCAACUGACGCGAGGAUGGCCCCAAAGAAGAUCUUUGCUUACGUGAAACGCCGUUUGAAGCCAAAAGGUGACGUGUCAUGUCUGGAAGACGCGGACGGACACCUGCUAACUUCCAGUUCCGAUCGCGCGUCCGCACUGGCCGCUCACUUCGCUUCCGUGUUUGCAAACGACGCGGCGUCCAUACCCAUCUCAGCGAGUAACAUUCCUGUAGAACUCAACAGUUUGGUUUGUGAUGUCGACGAGGUGCGCCUGCUACUUGCGAACCUUGACGGUACUAAGCCUGCAGGGCCUGAUGGGCUUCAUCCGCUAAUUAUCAAAUCACUAGCUGCCAUUAUCUCGCCUGCUGUUACGGAUCUAUUCAACAAAUCAUUGUCUGAAGGCUCAUUGCCAAACGACUGGAAGCGCUCGGUGGUGAGGCCGAUCCCGAAAGGUGGCGACCCCAGUAAGGUGGAUAACUACAGGCCAAUUUGUCUUACACCCGUUUUGGCCAAAGUGAUCGAGAAGCUAGUAAAAAAGCGUCUAAUACAUCUGUUGCAAUCGAAAGAACUUCUGACACCGGCACAACACGGAUUCAGGAUGGGAUAUUCUUGUGUUACCAACUUACUUGUGACGAGACAGGAAUGGUUGCAAGCACUGAACCGGGGAAAAUCCGUCGACGUAAUCUAUAUCGACUUCAGCAAAGCAUUCGACAAAGUUAAUCAUGAAGUGCUUCUAGACAGAUUAAGGUUAUGUGGUGUCGGAGGAUCGUUACAUCAAUGGAUCCAUGAAUUUCUCGUUGGAAGAAAGUGGAGGGUACAGGUGGACGGCCAUCUAACCGAUUGGUAUCCCUCGACCAGUGGUGUACCUCAAGGUACGGUACUGGGACCCACUCUGUUUCUCAUCCACAUCAACGAGCUGCCCCAGCUUCUACGGUCGCCGUGUGCAAUGUUUGCGGAUGACCUCAAAAUUUGGCGAGAAAUUAGUACUCCCGAUGACUGUGACAUUCUCCAACAAGACCUCGACCGCCUCGCAGUAUGGUCUGCUGAAGUCCACCUACCGGUCAACCCGGCAAAGUCCCUAUUCAUGAAUCUCGGGAAGGCUGUUCACGGCCGAACGUACACCCUAGACGGCCAACCACUACAUCCCACACCUUCCGUGAAAGACCUAGGUGUACUCUCACGCUGCGACUUGAAGUCCGUCGACAACACCAACAAAUUGUAUCGAAACGGACUGCGCAUGCUUUGGGCGCUGAAGCGCAGCUUCUGCACUUGGUCUGAAGACGUCGCCACUCGCCUCUUCUCUUCCAUCGUCAGACCAAUGCUAGAGUACGGCUCGCCUGCAUACUGUCCGAUCACUCGCGGCGAAGCGCAAAAGAUCGAACGAGUACAACACGUCGCCACCAAGCUGAUCCCCGGCUUGAGAGGCUUAUCGUAUGAAAACCGGUGCAUGAACCUUGGGCUCUACACCUUGUCGUAUCGCCGUGUUCGAGUGGAUCUUAUCAUGACCUACCGUAUUUUACAUCUCGGUCAUUUCCCCAUGCUGAGGUCGUUACUCCACUUGCGAGUACCAUGCACCACACGUGGGCACAGGUACAAACUCGUGGUACCUGAUCUGAAGAAAAUCCCACACCCCCUGUGUUUCGAGCGGAGGGUUGUGCACGCCUGGAACAGUCUGCCAGAACACGUCGUCGAGGCCGAAUCUGUGCAGAAAUUCAAAUCUUUGUUGGAUUUGCACUUCGCUAACAUACGUUUCAGAGAACGGUUGCCACUUGACAACGAUAUCACCCACUUGUGACUCACUGUGUGAACAAGCAUUUUGUGUGCUACAUAGGGAGUUGCUGAACUAUCUCAGGAUAACCACCGGACGUGUUUAUUUAUUUUUUUAAAUGUUUUUGAUUAUCACCCGAUGGAGUUGUACAGAAUUAUUUUCUACUUGCUCCAAAAUACAGUAUUCAGU